Messenger RNA from Eimeria necatrix, 630 nucleotides. Its product is annotated as cytochrome c oxidase, putative. The transcript is spliced from 2 exons. The record is from RefSeq and is a predicted model, not a curated record. NCBI's taxonomy places the organism in Eukaryota, Apicomplexa, Conoidasida, Eucoccidiorida, Eimeriidae. Bases 1 to 630 code for a protein of 209 amino acids.
AUGCAAGCGCUGCUGCUGUCCCGGCGGCUGCUGUCUCCGCUGCCGUGUUUGCUGCGUCCGUGGGGCGCUGCUGCUGCUGCUGCAGCCCUCAGCAGCAGCAGCAGCAGCAGCAGCAGCAGCAGCAGCAGCAGCAGCAGCAGGAGGCGCAGCGGGUCGAUUCUGGGGUCGUUUUGCGCCGUUUUUUCGCAGCAGCAGCAGCAGCAGCAGCAGCAGCGGCGGCCCUACCUGCACUUCUCGCGGGCGCUCCCCGAAGACUUCGAACUGCCCCUCGAAACUCUUCCGGAAGAUCUCCAUUUGCUGCUGCAGUCCAACCCGCAGCAAAUGGACUUCUUCCAAAACUACUGGUAUUGGCGGCUGCGGGCCGAGGCCGCGCUGCUCGACCCGCAGCAGCUGCCGCGCAAGUCUUACAAGCAGCUGGCGCGCGACAUGGGGCUCCAGGAAAGUCUUUUUUCUCCGCCAUUUCGAGGACUUUUUGUCUCCUUUUUCGCGAAACUUAUUGUGACCGAAGAAAACCAACACAUGGUGGGCCUUUUGGAGCUUUACGAAUAUCUCAAAACCGCCCCUUUUGUGGGCCCUUUUGGAACAACUCAAAACCCUGUUUUAGUGCCUUCAGUCCACACCGAAAGGUAA